AUAUACACCAUUCGAAAAGGGUGGCAAAAGCCCUUCUUUUUUUUCUUUUUUUUCAAGUGGGAAGGAGACCCACUUGGAAAGUGAGAGGUUUAAAAUAUUCACACAUGCGAAACGCAUUUCUUAUGACACCCCAAAUUAAUAUAAAUUUCAUACCCUCAUUCUCUUGAUUAACUUCCCCUCCAUUCAAUAAAACAAUAAUUAAAAACUUACCCAAAACCAUAAUUGAAAACUUACCCAAAAACAAACAUUUCCUAGAGCAAGUGACAUGUCUUCCUUUCAAUCCAUCAUGACCUCGAACUUUGACGAGCAACGAUGGGUUAUUCAAAUCCGUCGAACCCUAGACCAAGAGCUCGAAGAGGAAGCUGAAAUCCCGGUAAGCAUCUUCAACGUGCCCAAAACCCUAAUGGCUAGUGAUCCGGAUUCAUAUAUCCCACAAGAAGUUGCACUAGGUCCAUACCAUUAUUGGCGUCCGGAGCUCUAUGAGAUGCAGGGAUAUAAGCUUGCUGCCGCGAAAAGAAUUCAGAACCAGCUCCAGAGCCUCAAGUUCCAAAAUCUCGUCAACCAGUUGAUAGGGCUGGAGCUGAGGAUUCGAGCUUCUUACCACAAGUACCUAGAUUUCAAUGGCGAAACCUUGGCUUGGAUGAUGGCAAUAGAUGCAUCCUUCAUGCUUGAGUUCCUUCAAAUCUAUGCCCUCAAAGAAGGUAAGACUCUAACCAGAAUUUCAUCUAGGAUGUCCCAUUUGGUUGAUAUUUCAGGCAGCAAGUCAGCCCAUAAUGCCAUUCUUCGCGACAUGGUAAUGCUCGAGAAUCAAAUCCCACUUUUCGUACUAAGGAAGAUGCUAGAAUUCCAAUUUUCGUCGUUGGAAUUGUCAGAUGAUAUGUUACAGUCCAUGUUUAUGGGAUUGUCCAAGGAGAUUUCCCCCUUCAAGAUGAAGGAAAAAUUACCAAAUGUUCAAGUCUCUAAGUGCUCUCACUUGCUAGACUUUUUGUACCAUUUGAUAGUGCCCGAAUCGGAACAAUAUCAUCAAUCAUCAGAAAUAACUGAAGUUCCUGAGAAUCAAGAAGAUGCCAAGAAAGGAGAAGAAGUUUCAUUUGGGAAAUCAAGUCAUGAUGUUAAACAACUCCUUGAAGUGAUUUCGAAUCUCCUUUCAAAAUUAAACAAAGGCCCGGUACGUCUUCUCAAGAGGGUAAUAUUCUCAAAGCCUGUCAAACUCAUACUAAAAUUGCCUUGGAAAAUCGUCUCUAACCUUCCAGGAAUUCGUAUUUUGAAACAACCAAUUGAAUUGCUCCUCUCCCAAGUAAAAGAAGGAAAACCUGAAAAUGAGAGUUCUGCUUCGAAUGAUAACAUUAACAAAGCUCCACUAGUUGUGGAAAUCACAAUCCCUUCAAUCACAGAGCUCUUCAAAGCCGGUGUUCAUUUGUUACCCACUAAUGGUAGCAUUUCAACCAUUAGAUUUGAUGGUAAAAAAGUUACACUUUACCUCCCUAUGGUUACUUUAGAUGUGAACACGCAGACAGUGUUUAGAAAUUUAGUAGCAUAUGAAGCUUGCAAUGCAUCGGGUCCAUUGGUUUUCACUCGUUACACUGAAUUAAUGAAUGGGAUUGUUGAUAAUGAAGAAGAUGCAAAGCUACUUAGAGAAAAAGGGAUUAUUUUGAACCAUUUGAAGAGUGAAAAAGAAGUUGCCAACCUGUGGAAUGGAAUGAGCAAGUCUGUUAGGUUGACCAAAGUGCCCCGCUUAGAUAAAGUGAUUGAAGAUGUUAACAAGUAUUACAAUGGUAGGUGGAAGGUUAGAGUUGAAAAAUUCAUGAAGAUUUAUGUGUUUGCGUCAUGGCGAAUUCUCACUCUUCUGGCUGCUGUUUUGGUCUUGUUGAUGAUGGCCUUACAAGCCUUUUGCUCUGUGUAUACCUGUUCUCGUAUAUUCCAUCUUAUAGCUACCGCUUCAACGGUUCCGUGAUCCUGUAUGUACAUCUCUAUCAUGAGUGAUGGUGUUCCUGAUUUCCUCCGUUCAUCAGACAUACUCGCAUAUUAUCUACUUCGGUCGUCUGAAUUUGCCGUCUUCUUCUCACUAAAGAAGAAAGAAUGUAAUGAUGUUGUGAUUGUAUUAAAUUGCCAUAUUGUUAAUUGUUGGCCGUUAGUUUCAACCAACUAAAUAAUUUCUAUGUGAAGAAAGGAGAAGAAUGAAUGGAUCAACAAAUAUUAUUAUUUUGUAUUCAA
Molecule: messenger RNA, 2214 nt
Organism: Cornus florida
Lineage: Eukaryota; Viridiplantae; Streptophyta; Magnoliopsida; Cornales; Cornaceae
Product: putative UPF0481 protein At3g02645
Exons: 1
Coding region: 266-1954 (562 amino acids)
Source: RefSeq, a predicted model, not a curated record